This is a messenger RNA of Morchella importuna, 1005 nucleotides long. RefSeq lists its product as uncharacterized. The record is from RefSeq and is a predicted model, not a curated record. The transcript has 2 exons. Gene Ontology annotation, molecular function: protein binding. Lineage: Eukaryota; Fungi; Ascomycota; Pezizomycetes; Pezizales; Morchellaceae. Bases 1 to 1005 code for a protein of 334 amino acids.
AUGCCUACUAAAGCUGACGAGGUUAUGACCAGACUUAGGAUCAAUCUGAGCAGGAUCUGGCUUCAAUAUUUCCUCUACCAUGCACUUGGCUCCAUAUUUUAUCAAAAGCUUCAUCUUGAGGAGGUUAUCAAGAGCGUUGAGAAUGCUAUAUCAGCAACACCGCUAGACUACCCUGAUCGUUCAGUAUGGUUGAGCAACCUUAGUGACGCACUCAAAACCGGGUAUGACCAAGUAGGAGACCUCAAGGACCUUGAGCACGCCAUCAAAUGGGACAAGGAGGCUAUCGCAACAACACCGGAAAACCACCCUAAUCGUGAACGAUUAUUGAAUAAUCUGAGCAAUAAGAUGGCGAAAAGGUAUUAUCAAUCAGGACAGCAAAAUCUACAGGACCUUCAGCAGGCCAUUGAGUGGGGUGAGAAGGCAGUCGAAAUGACCACAAACGAUGACCUCCAUCUUGCCGGAAGGUUGUAUAAUCUAGCGGUUAUGCUCACUUCACGAUAUAACCAGUCAAAAUCGGUUCGAGAUUUUUAUCACAUUCUUCGUCUUUCCUAUGCAGCUUGGCACUCCCAUAUCGCGAAACCGGCUAUACGUAUUCAAACAGCUCGUGAAGCAGCUUUGCUUCUUGCUGCAAGCAAGAUAUGGCAGGAGUCAAGUGCACUUCUCGAGGGCGCCGUCAGAAUGCUUCCCAACCUAAGCUCAAGAUCGUUGAGGAGAGAAGGUCAAGAGCAUCACUUGUCUCAGUUUAGUAAUCUUAUAGCUGAGAGUAUCUCUUUCACUUUCCAGGCGGGCUCAGAGGCCUCUCACUGCCUUAGGUUAUUGGAACUUGUUCGAGGCAUUAUUAUGGGCGUUGCUAUUGAUAGCAAAACUGACCUUUCGGAACUACAGUUGAAGCAUCUGAAGGAACUUGACACAUUUCAACGGCUUUGUAUACAGCUUGACUCCAAAUCUAAGAAUGACCUCACCCAAGCGCUAUACUUAUCAGUUGAGAAACCAGAGAAUGGGUGA